UGACACAACGUGGUCCUUUAACUGUGGCGGUGAUGACAGAGGCACCAGCACUGCCACCACCAGCCCGCUCAGACGCACCAGUGGGCUCGGCCUGGCACAAGAUGUGGCUGUUCAUUGCAAUCCUGCUUUUCGUACAAGCACCCACGAGCUCCGAAAGUGCCGCCGAGCAGAAAAAGGCUCUAAACCCCGAGACUCUCAUGAACGUUAGCCAAAUCGUCUGCCACAGAGGGUACCCCAGCGAGGAGUAUGAAGUUCUGACUCGUGAUGGCUACUACAUCCGCCUGAACAGAAUUCCUCACGGAAGAGAAAAGCCUAACAGCAGAGGGGCCAAGCCAGUCGUGUUUCUCCAGCACGGGAUAUUUGGAGAAGGCAGCCACUGGGUGGAAAAUCUGGCUAACAACAGCCUUGGCUUCAUACUAGCAGACUCUGGCUAUGACGUGUGGCUGGGAAACAGCCGGGGCACGAGCUGGUCCCGCAGACACCAGCACCUUUCAGCUGACCAGGUGGAAUUCUGGGAUUUCAGCUUCCAUGAGAUGGCGAUGUACGACCUGCCGGCCGCCAUCGACUUCGUGCUGCAGAAAACGGGGCAGAAGCAGCUCCACUACGUUGGCUACUCCCAGGGCUGCACGAUCGCCUUUAUUGCGUUUUCAUCCAUGCCCGAACUGGCUCAGAAAGUCAAAAUGUUUUUUGCCCUGGCUCCAGUAGUGACAGCCAAGCACGCCAGAAGUCCCCUCAUGAAGCUGCUCUUCCUCCUGGACAAAAAUCUCAAGAUGAUUCCGCUGCUGCUCGGCAGAACGGACGCGUCCCUGCACAUGCGGAAGCUGUGGCGGUUCCUCCCGGAGCUGUGCAGGCACACGCUGCUGCACAGGCCCUGUGCCAACCUCCUCUUCCUGCUGGGCGGCCACGACGAGAAGAACCUCAACAUGACACGGCUGGACGUGUACACAUCCCACUAUCCCGACAGCACCUCUGUCAAAAACGUCAUCCACUGGGCCCAGGUGGUGAAAUCAGGAGAGUUCAAAGCCUUCGACUACGGCAGCGAGAACCCAGCCGUGUACCAGCAGGACACCCCGCCCCUGUACCGCGUGGAGGAGAUGCCGGUGCCCACGGCGGUGUGGUCGGGAGGGGAGGACUGGGCAGCCGACUGGAGAGAUGUGCGCCUGCUGCUGCCCCGCAUCGCCCACCUCAUCACCUACACCCACAUCCCCGACUGGAACCACUGGGACUUUGUCUGGGGCCUGGAUGCCCCCGGGCGCCUCUACAGCAGCAUCCUGAGGCUGAUGGAGGGGUCCUGGUAGAGUGGCGGCUCCCGGGGAGGGGCCGGUGGCCUGGGCCCUGUCCCUCGGCUGAGACAGCCCGAGGAGGGGGUGGGACGCUCCCUGCUGUCCCCUCCUUCCUGCUGGCCUGACACGCUUGUGGUGAUGGUGCUUCCCACGCAUCCCUUGGUUGUUGGGGUCUGUCCUCCCUGCUUGGGAGCUGCUCAGGGACCGGUGGCACCGUGCCAGGAGGGCAGCACCGGGGUCAGCCAAGGCACCAGGGCAGGCAGGAGCCACCGGUCCUGCUGGAAGGGCCCCGAGGUGAUGGUGCUGACCCUGAGCUGUGCCGGGGGGACAUGGGGACCCUGCCGUGACCCCACAGUGGCUGCCCAGUGGGUUGUGGAUUAGAGCACCCAGCCCCUGAGGAGGUGGGAGGGAGCUGGGCCUGUUGAGCCUGGCUGUGGGGGACAGGCUGACAGCAGCCCCCAGCCCUGGCACAGAAAGGGGUGGAGGGGAUGGAGGAGGCCAAACCUUUCUUGGCAGCAGCAACAGGUGAUGCAACGAGGGGUUCUGGCCCCAAACUGCAGCCCAGGGGCAUUCAGGCUGGAUUUGGAGAAUCCUUUUUCCCCAAGACAAGUCCCUAGGGAAGUGCAAGGUCUCCAUCUGGGCCAAGCCAGGCACUUGCCUCCAUUGUUUGGGCUGGGACUCGGGGGCCAGAGGUGCCCAGGAAUGGCUGCUUGGCUCAGCAUUGGGUAUGACCAUCCCUCAUCCCCGGGAGAUGGUGACCCCAAAUGCCCUGGGCUGGGUUGCAGGGCCACCAUCCCCACCAGGAAGCUGCUGCCAGGCUGAUGUCCCAAGGCCGUGUGUUCCCACCCUGCUGCUUGCUGCAAACAUGGAGGUGGGGAAAAUCCCUCCAAAAUAAAACCCUCAAAGGCGGUUUCAGGAGCCUGUGCUCGACACCCCCAGCUCUUCCUUGCAUGUGAAUAUUUUCUGGGGAGCUGCCAGGGCCAGCAGGGACACGGUAACCCCAGAGGCAGCUGGCACAGCUGGGUGGCACAGUGGGUUCUCCGAGGGUCCCAGCUGGGAGCAUCCCAGUACAUCCCAGUACCCUACCCCACCCCUGGGCAGGCGGCCGGAACGCUUGCUGGCAAAAAAACCCACCAGAGAGC
Messenger RNA from Corvus hawaiiensis (hawaiian crow), 2425 nucleotides. RefSeq names its product lysosomal acid lipase/cholesteryl ester hydrolase-like. NCBI's taxonomy places the organism in Eukaryota, Metazoa, Chordata, Aves, Passeriformes, Corvidae. Gene Ontology annotation, molecular function: hydrolase activity, acting on ester bonds. The transcript has 10 exons. Bases 33 to 1298 code for a protein of 421 amino acids. The record is from RefSeq and is a predicted model, not a curated record.